AUGGCCAGAUUGGCGGAUACACUGACGGAAGCUGGACAUAAUGUGACAUUUCUGAUUCCUGUCGCUGAUGAAGCAAGAAAAAGACAAUUGGGAGUGAAGUUAACGAAGGAUGUGGUGUUGGUCGAGCAAGACGCCGAAAUGCGUCGUCACGUGAAACCAAUCGACGAUGAUAUGGAACAGUUUUGGACAACAGAUAUGGACUCAUCGAAUGCUGAUACAAUCUUCAACAUGUUCACCGAGUCGAUGACACUCUCCUGCGAGAACUUUAUGCGUAACCGAGAAGUAUUCGACCAGAUGAAAUCCCGUAACUUCGACGUGGGAAUCUUCGAACCACUCUCUGUGUGUGGCCUCGGAUUUAUGCAUGCUCUGGGAAUCGAUAAAAUGAUUAUGGCAUCCUCGUGUGCCCUAUACGACGGAACAGUUGCCGCUAUCGGGGAGCCAUUGGAUUUCAGUUAUGUACCUGGGAUGAUGAGCAAAUCUGGAGAGAAAAUGAGUCUUUUCGAGAGACUUGAAAACUAUAAAAUGUCGAUGGCCUCCUAUAGAAUGCAGUAUAAUAUGUGGGAUAAGGAAAUCUCGAUUGUCCAAAAAGCAUACGGCGCCUCGAUCCCCGACUGGCGGGAUCUGAUGCCGGCUUCCUCUGUGUUCUUCACAAAUUCCAUUCCAUACGUGGAUUUCCCGCGUACAGUAACCCAGAAGACAGUGCCAAUCGGUGGAAUUUCAGUGGAUAUGGCGGCGAUUCGAGACCACAAAUUAUCGAUUGAAUGGAGUACUGUAUUGGAUGAGAGACCCUAUAAUAUGUUGAUUUCUUUCGGUUCGAUGGUCAGGUCCAUGGAUAUGCCCAUUGAGUGGAGAAACGGACUACUGGAAGCGAUAAAAUCGGAGCCGAACGUGACAUUCAUCUGGAAAUACGAGAAUGAUGAAUUGGAAUGGGCACAAGGAGUCUCGAAUAUCCAUUUCUCUCGAUGGGUUCCCCAAACGGCCCUUCUGAAUGACGACCGUCUUAGUGCGUUCAUGACACACGGAGGUCUUGGAUCAACGAAUGAAUUGGCUCAUCUCGGAAAGGCGGCUCUCAUGAUUCCAGUAUUUGCAGAUCAGAAUAGAAAUGCUCGAAUGUUGGAAAGGCAUGGAGGAGUGAAGGUGAUUGAGAAGUAUGAGUUGGCUGAUAAACACAAGAUCCGAUCGGCAAUUCAAUCGAUAUUACAUGACAAACAGUAUAAGGAGAAGGCCGAGAGACUCGCGCAUUUAUUGAUUAAUCAACCGAUGAAACCGAAGGAACAAGUCGUCAAGUAUACUGAAUUUGUCGCCAGAUUCGGUCCAUUCCCUCAAAUGGAUUCUCACGGAAGGAAACUUUCAUUCAUCCAGAGAAACUUGGUGGAUGUUUAUUCUAUUAUUGGAUUUUCUUAUUUAAUUGCAUUUUCUUUUGUCUUUUAUGUUUCUAAGUUUGUAUUUGAUAGGAUUCCUGUGAAAUUUGUCAAAAAGGACUAA
Caenorhabditis remanei is the source of this 1485-nucleotide messenger RNA. RefSeq lists its product as uncharacterized. The transcript is spliced from 5 exons. Bases 1 to 1485 code for a protein of 494 amino acids. Lineage: Eukaryota; Metazoa; Nematoda; Chromadorea; Rhabditida; Rhabditidae. The record is from RefSeq and is a predicted model, not a curated record. Gene Ontology annotation, molecular function: UDP-glycosyltransferase activity.